GCCCCCUUGCUUCGCGCGCGCGCAGCCCCGCAGCGCAGCUUUGGCGGCGCCAGCAGCGGAGCCAACGCACCCGAGUUUGUGUUUGAGGCCACCCUGAGGAUCGGGACAGCUGUUCCUUUGGGCUGCAGAAACUCCGCUGAGCAGAACUUGCCGCCAGAAUGCUCCUCCUGUUGCUGAGUAUCAUCGUCCUCCACGUCGCGGUGCUGGUGCUGCUGUUCGUCUCCACGAUCGUCAGCCAAUGGAUCGUGGGCAAUGGACACGCAACUGAUCUCUGGCAGAACUGUAGCACCUCUUCCUCAGGAAAUGUCCACCACUGUUUCUCAUCAUCACCAAACGAAUGGCUGCAGUCUGUCCAGGCCACCAUGAUCCUGUCGAUCAUCUUCAGCAUUCUGUCUCUGUUCCUGUUCUUCUGCCAACUCUUCACCCUCACCAAGGGGGGCAGGUUUUACAUCACUGGAAUCUUCCAAAUUCUUGCUGCCCUGCCUUCAUUAGAUAAGUCAGACAGAGCCCAAGAGACAACUUCAGUAUUUCUUAAAGACAAGAGUUAGCACUUUGGAGAUGCAAGCCGUGGAAGAGUGGGGCAAGAUAAUUAAGGAUCCUGGACCUCAAGGCAAAUAAAGUGUGUCCCCAGCAGAUCAAAACUGCUGUUUUCUGCAAUCAACAAUUAACCCGCAAUGAUUUCGCUCCUGACAUGGCCAUCUUUGCUGUCUUCUGAACUUCCUGUAGGUGGCAGGUCCUGGAUGCUGUCCCAUUUUGGUUCCAAGACUAUUGUGUGGCUCUCUUGACAGGGGCCAGUCAAGUGGCAGUUUUCUCCUCUGAGUUGCAGGAGGACAGGCUUAACAGGGUGGUUCAUGUGGCGUAUUCCCACUUCUGCACUGUCUUCAAACAAAGUUGCAGUGUCCAGUAAAACAGCAGCCCAAAUAGCAGUGAGGUUAGAUGUAGGUGGCCGGGCGGUGGGGGGGCGCGGGUGCAUUGGGAACUCUGGAACUGCAUGAAUCCCACACGGCAUACUGGAUUUAUAAUAGAGUCACUCAGAGCUUCUCAAAGACCCUGUUUUCAGGGAGGAAACAGACCAGGCUUUGUGCAGCUCCAGGCUGGGGUGCUGACAUCACUGGACCCCUCCUUGUGGGGGGACGCUGUCUGUCACGUGAGCUGGGGCCAUCAGUUUGAGCGUGGCUGCUCCACAGGGCCCAAGAUGGAGGCUUUUCUUCUCUUUCCAACACCGAAGGGCUGCAUUGGUGGGCCAGGGAGGGUGGCCUGACCCACCUGCAUAUCCAGUGCCCUUUAGCCUUCUUUGGGCUUCAAAUGCAACCUUGGGGCACCCAGGGAAAUGGAGCUUGCCUUUGAUCAUCUUCCCCCUCUGCAGCGUGGCUUCCCAGUCAUACUGUCGGCUGCAUCCUUAUUCCUCACUUUCUUUUUCCCUCUCCACACAUUUCUUUGUCUGUUUGGCAGUGCCCAUAGGCAUUGCUUGCUUCACCUGGUAUGUGGCAACUCUGUUAGGGGGACCAUAGGCCCCUGUGGUCUGCAUGGAGCUUAAUCCUUUUACCAUGGCGUGACUCCAAUAAUGGUAAAAUGUCACUUCACUUCCAUUGGCUUUAGGUAAUGCCACCACUCACUUGUAGAGUGGCAUAUAGAUUUCCAGGGGUUUCCAUACCCAACCACCCUUGGAAAGAGACAGGUAGGUUUUUCUUGCAGCCUGAAUGCCUGCUGGCCAUGUAGUGUGGCCUGGGAAUUGGUGACAGUGAAAGAAAGAGAAAUAGGGCAGAAAAUGUAAAGAAAACCCUCAGGUAUUAAGGCCUAGGUGGCCAAGAUUGGAAAUAGAGAGCAAGUUGUUUUCCUUGUUCCCAUAUUUUUGUGCUACCUCCUUUCAAUUCUGGACCUGGAAGCAGAUUUCCUUCCAGAGGUAGAAAUGUUCUUCCUACCCAGCAAUUGUCAGCAUCCGGGGUGGCGGAGAGGGGGCCGCUCUGCCAUGGACUCUCCGUCACCCAGCUUGUCCCUCUCCUUCCCCAGGUCUGUGCGUGAUGAGUGCUGCGGCCAUCUACACGGUGAGGCACCCGGAGUGGCAUCUCAACUCGGAUUACUCCUACGGUUUCGCCUACAUCCUGGCCUGGGUGGCCUUCCCCCUGGCCCUUCUCAGCGGUGUCAUCUAUGUGAUCUUGCGGAAACGCGAAUGAGGCGCCCAGACGGUCUGUCUGAGGCUCUGAGCGUACAUAGGGAAGGGAGGAAGGGAAAACAGAAAGCAGACAAAGAAAAAAGAGCUAGCCCAAAAUCCCAAACUCAAACCAAACCAAACAGAAAGCAGUGGAGGUGGGGGUUGCUGUUGAUUGAAGAUGUAUAUAAUAUCUCCGGUUUAUAAAACCUAUUUAUAACACUUUUUACAUAUAUGUACAUAGUAUUGUUUGCUUUUUAUGUUGACCAUCAGCCUCGUGUUGAGCCUUAAAGAAGUAGCUAAGGAACUUUACAUCCUAACAGUAUAAUCCAGCUCAGUAUUUUUGUUUUGUUUUUUGUUUGUUUGUUUUGUUUUACCCAGAAAUAAGAUAACUCCAUCUCGCCCCUUCCCUUUCAUCUGAAAGAAGAUACCUCCCUCCCAGUCCACCUCAUUUAGAAAACCAAAGUGUGGGUAGAAACCCCAAAUGUCCAAAAGCCCUUUUCUGGUGGGUGACCCAGUGCAUCCAACAGAAACAGCCGCUGCCCGAACCUCUGUGUGAAGCUUUACGCGCACACGGACAAAAUGCCCAAACUGGAGCCCUUGCAAAAACACGGCUUGUGGCAUUGGCAUACUUGCCCUUACAGGUGGAGUAUCUUCGUCACACAUCUAAAUGAGAAAUCAGUGACAACAAGUCUUUGAAAUGGUGCUAUGGAUUUACCAUUCCUUAUUAUCACUAAUCAUCUAAACAACUCACUGGAAAUCCAAUUAACAAUUUUACAACAUAAGAUAGAAUGGAGACCUGAAUAAUUCUGUGUAAUAUAAAUGGUUUAUAACUGCUUUUGUACCUAGCUAGGCUGCUAUUAUUACUAUAAUGAGUAAAUCAUAAAGCCUUCAUCACUCCCACAUUUUUCUUACGGUCGGAGCAUCAGAACAAGCGUCUAGACUCCUUGGGACCGUGAGUUCCUAGAGCUUGGCUGGGUCUAGGCUGUUCUGUGCCUCCAAGGACUGUCUGGCAAUGACUUGUAUUGGCCACCAACUGUAGAUGUAUAUAUGGUGCCCUUCUGAUGCUAAGACUCCAGACCUUUUGUUUUUGCUUUGCAUUUUCUGAUUUUAUACCAACUGUGUGGACUAAGAUGCAUUAAAAUAAACAUCAGAGUAACUCA
Messenger RNA from Homo sapiens (human), 3312 nucleotides. It is a transcript of the gene PMP22, whose product is annotated as peripheral myelin protein 22. The transcript has 5 exons. The record is from RefSeq and is a predicted model, not a curated record. Gene Ontology annotation, cellular component: synapse; bicellular tight junction; compact myelin. Lineage: Eukaryota; Metazoa; Chordata; Mammalia; Primates; Hominidae. Bases 159 to 548 code for a protein of 129 amino acids. Gene Ontology annotation, biological process: myelination; cell differentiation; negative regulation of neuron projection development.